CAUGCAUACACAGACAGAGGAACGAGUGCAGAUAAGCAAUAGCAACUGUGCGUUCUAGCUUAGCAUUGCCAGCAUUGCUCGUUCCUCGUAUCGAACAUGGCGCGAUUCAUGAUACCUAGAAUCGCGCUUUUAUCCAUUAAAAACAGUAGCCGCGCGAUACCUCGAAGUUACGUGCCAUUAAAGUAUCAACGAUCAUGCUUUCACGUCAGCUGGGUUCUCGAUGUGAAAGGAAAGCCGCUGUUAAUGCCUUCCCUAUCACCUACCAUGGAAACUGGCACUAUCGUCAAAUGGUUCAAAAAGGAAGGUGACAAGAUAGACGCAGGGGAUGCUCUCGCCGACAUUCAGACCGACAAAGCUGUCGUUACUAUGGAGGUCGACGACGAUAGCGUGCUCGCAAAAAUAAUUGUGCCAGAAGGGAUGAAGGAUGUCAAAGUCGGAUCGCUGAUAGCACUCACGGUCGAAGUAGGUGAAGACUGGAAGUCUGUGGAAAUGCCUGACACGGUCGCGGCACCGCCCGCACCUCCCGUGGGUCCUCCACCGGCAGGUCCACCAGUACCUCCAGCGGCAGCUCCGCCGGCAGCACCUCCAUCCGCGCCGGCUCAACCGCCUCCUGGCCAAACGAACGUUAGCAUGCCGGCGCUCUCACCGACGAUGACGUCGGGAACGAUAGUGAAAUGGUUGAAGAAAGAAGGAGAUGAGUUACAACCAGGCGAUGCGUUGGCGGAAAUCCAGACGGACAAAGCCGUGAUGACGUUCGAAUUCGAGGACGAGGGUGUAUUCGCGAAAAUUCUUGCUCCUGAAGGAAGUAAAGUGGAAGUCGGAGAAUUGAUCGCCAUCACGGUAGAAAAGGGAAUGGAUCUGGCGAGUGUCGUCGUUCCAACGACUACGAAACCGGCCGCAGCGGCCCCGCCGGGCGCUCCUGCGCCUGCACCGCCAGCAGCUGCGCCUGCACCGAGUGGACAGGUGUACGGUUUGGCGGUGAAGCGAUUGCUGGAGGAGUACGGAUUAAAUGCGGCGUCUAUCACAGGCACCGGUCGGCCUAAUCGUUUGCUAAAAAGCGACGUUUUAGCUUACAUACAAGCGCACAAUGUGAAAAGGGUUCCACCGCAAACAGCGGCACCGCCCGAGGUCGCGCAACCCAAAGGGGAAGAGCCUUCAGGGAAACCGCAUGUGCCUAGCGGUGUCCCUUCCGCUUACGAGGACCUUCCAGUCUCAAAUAUAAGAGCCGUUAUCGCCAAAAGGCUCGGGGAAUCGAAACGCACCAUCCCACACUCGUACGCUUUCGUCGACGUUAAGAUAAAUAAAUUACUCGAAAUCCGUAGCGAACUGAAGGCCGACGGUAUCAAUACCUCGAUAAACGAUUUUAUUACGAAAGCAGCGGCUCACGCGUUGGUCGAAUGUCCAUUUGUCAACACGUUAUAUCAAAACGGACAAAUAGUCCGCAUGCCAAGGGCUGACAUCUGCAUCGCUGUUGCCACGGACUCCGGUCUCAUCACGCCGAUCGUCUUCGACGCAACUGCUAAAAGCGUGGUCGAUAUCUCGAAGAAUAUCAAAGAAUUAGCCGAGAAAGCUAGAACCGGUCGGCUGAAGCCGGAUGAAUAUCAAGGAGGAACCUUCACAAUAUCGAAUUUGGGAAUGUUCGGUAUCAAGCAAUUCAGUGCCAUCAUAAAUCCUCCUCAGACGGCGAUCCUCGCGGUUGGUGGCGGUCGAGAGGAAUUGGACGCUGCGCUGCAGAAGGCAACUAAAAUAUCGACGACCUUGUCGUACGAUAGACGGGCAAUCGACGAAGACGAAGCCGCCGACUUUUUAGCCGUUUUACGAUCCAUGUUGGAGGAUCCGUCGUUCCUCGUUGCUGGAAGGUUGCGGGCGCUAAGGUAUUCGCAGGACUACUGACCUUUACUCAUACCGUGAUCCUCGGGUAUCCGUGUUCAAUCGAAAAAUGGAUUUUCGUUUUGAUACGUAUUUUAGUUUCCCCUCCCACGAUACUAGAAAAUAGUCUUUGGAUUCGAAGAAGGCUCCGAAAACGAAUGGAACCUUCGCCCUUGCUUACGGAUUCGUUAAUUCGAAUACACCGCGUAUCCAUCCGAGAAAUUCCUUAUGAUGCACGAGACACCUCCCCUCUUCGUCACGAAAAUUACGUGCAUACAUUUUCAUACAGAAGGAAAACCCGCUUCUGUGGCUCGGUUCUAAAUCAAAGUGAAAGAUAUACCCAUUUAUCUGCCUAGAUACUGCCAAAUAUAGCGAUAAUACCGGUACCUUUUACUUUUAACACUUGUAUAAAAUGUUUUACAGAAAAUGUACAAAACCGUUAAGAUUAACCGUUAAUAAAAUGGUACGUUGAUGUUAUUAAUACGUUAUCGAUGGAAACGGCGCAUUAAUUAGUAAAUUAAUUAUUUGCCUGGCGUCGAGCUCCAUGCAUUCUCUACGUCCCGGUGAACAUUUUUAUUGAUAAAAAUAAUUUGCAGCGUGUAACAGUCUACGAAUAGUAAUUUGAUACGAAUCAGCUUUCUCGUGUCGAACCUAGUAAGCUUAUCUGAAUUUAUUUAUACCGUUUAUUUUUCGUAUGUGUCUCCUUGUAAAUAAGUAGGUCAACAUUCGUAUCUUUGCUUAAAAUGUAAUUACCUGUUUAGAUAUUGAUUUCUCGGCAACGUGUUACGUUAUGAAAUAAGUACAUCAUUUCUUUCGAGUGCAGGGUAAUAAGCGUUCGUAUUUAUUAACAUGGUUGGCUCGAUCCAAUGGCAGCGUCGAGAUCCAAUUAGCUUCGUUUUUCCAUAAAUUUCAGCGAAUCCUCGACACGCGUGUCUUUAUAUUGUAAUUACCGCGAUGUCCGAUAUUUAUUUCAAUAGGAGAAGAAGGCCACACUAUCACGAUUUCCAUCGUGCGAUAAAUGUAUACGAACGAAUUCUAUACUUUUUUUCUUCUGUCUUUUAAAGAUAACGUUCAAAAAUAUUCCAUGGUUUUCGCGAUUUUAAGAUCAUGUAACGCACAACUAGGAACUGUGGUAUGGCUUAAAAAACUUGUCGGGAUAGUAAAAAGUGAAUAGGUAUGUAUAUGUAAAUCUUGUAAAUAAAAUAUUUAUUGUUAAAAUCA
Ceratina calcarata is the source of this 3090-nucleotide messenger RNA. Its product is annotated as dihydrolipoyllysine-residue acetyltransferase component of pyruvate dehydrogenase complex. The record is from RefSeq and is a predicted model, not a curated record. Bases 97 to 1893 code for a protein of 598 amino acids. Lineage: Eukaryota; Metazoa; Arthropoda; Insecta; Hymenoptera; Apidae. Gene Ontology annotation, molecular function: acyltransferase activity. The transcript is spliced from 10 exons. Gene Ontology annotation, biological process: pyruvate decarboxylation to acetyl-CoA. Gene Ontology annotation, cellular component: mitochondrion; pyruvate dehydrogenase complex.